This is a messenger RNA of Necator americanus (New World hookworm), 336 nucleotides long. RefSeq lists its product as uncharacterized. The transcript is spliced from 3 exons. The record is from RefSeq and is a predicted model, not a curated record. Bases 1 to 336 code for a protein of 111 amino acids. NCBI's taxonomy places the organism in Eukaryota, Metazoa, Nematoda, Chromadorea, Rhabditida, Ancylostomatidae.
AUGACAUUACAUCACGAGCUACUGCCGGAUUUCGUGAAAGCUAUUCAAAUUCAUCCAGAAGUCUACGAGAACUACAACGCGAAAGAAGCUGAGAAGGCUUGGGAAGUUAUAGCGGAUCUAUUUGAGAUGACAGUAUCUGACGCUAAGAAGCAAUGGCUCGAGUUGGUCCGAAUACACCGACAUAUGUAUUUAGAUUUACCUGAUGAAGCUUUCAAGGUGAUCGCUCCUAGAGAAGAUCCUCGAUGGUACGCUGCCACUCGGCAAACUGCCAUUACACUAGCUCAUUUUCUGCAGAACGAUUUGAAAUUUUUAUUCAAAAAUAACGUAGUCAUAUAA